CUCAUAUUUAUAUGUUUCUUUCUCAAUUAUUUAGGCUAUCUAUAUCUUUGUUGUUCAUUUUUGUCUCUGAAUCCCUAUUCCAUUUCACCUUUUCCCUUUCUCUAAAUUUCGUCAUCAUUAAAUUUCAUCCUCAACUUCAUCAUAAUUAAAAGCGGGUAAAUUUAAUCGCAGCAUGCAAAAGCUGUUCGCCAUUUCAGAUCUGUCUCACUGAUUUGAUUUUUCAUUUUUCAAGAUUUCGAGAAAUCUCAUCGCGUUUGCCUAUGAAUUGAAGCUUCAAUUCCUUAAAUUCCCGAGGAAGAAGAAGUAUUAGUUUCUUGUUUCUCUCUCUUGAAAUUCCGCCUAAUUAAUCAGCUCAAAUUCACUCGAAUCUUGUGAGAAAUCGGUGAUUGAUUCACGGCAAUGGAAAUCGUCGGCGGCGGCGAGAAGCUCUACUCUCAGAAUCUGAGAGACUUUCUGAGAAUCAAGGAAGAAGAUCAUCGGAGGAAUCUCAACCAGAGCACCUCAUCCAGUACCGGCAGCUCCUCCCGCCUGACACUAAGCGCCAUUCUCAGUGACAGAAUCGGCCAGCCUCCGCCGCCCGAGGUCGAGUCGAACCGGACACUGCUCGACGUCAUCCGCGAGGACCAAACCAUCAGUCUAGGCCGCGGCCGGGGAGAUAGUUGGCGGAAUUUGAAGGACAAGCUCCGCCUCCGCCGCAGCAGAGGGGCCGCCAACCGCCACUCCGCUGACUCGGACGAGUCGACUCGGCCGAUUCCUCUCAGAAACCCUAGGCGGUCAACGGAGAGCGCGAGCGAGAGAUUGGAGGCUCCGAGGAGGCAAUCGACAGCCGAGGACAACGGUUCGCCGGCGGAGCAGCCGGUGAGGAUGUCCUUGAUGGCUUUGCUGGCGGAGAAUGAUGGGCAAAUGGGGUACGUUAUGGGUGAGGAAGAGAGUGAUAAGGAUGUAAAAGAGGAAAUAAAAGAGGAAAUCGGCGUGGAGUUGGAAAAGUGCUGCGUUUGCAUGGUGAGACAUAAGGGGGCGGCUUUUAUCCCCUGCGGGCAUACAUUUUGCAGGCUGUGCUCCCGGGAGCUCUGGCUACACAGACGAAACUGCCCUCUUUGCAACAAUUUCAUUGUGGAAAUUCUUGAUAUCUUUUGAUCACUUUUUACAGCUCUGUGGAUAUGGAUUCUUGAAUCUUCAUCACAUCUUCUUCUUGCAAUUCUCUUUUCUUUUUAUAAUUCAAUUUUUGGUUUUCGUGGU
Salvia hispanica is the source of this 1239-nucleotide messenger RNA. RefSeq lists its product as uncharacterized. Lineage: Eukaryota; Viridiplantae; Streptophyta; Magnoliopsida; Lamiales; Lamiaceae. The record is from RefSeq and is a predicted model, not a curated record.